Leptidea sinapis is the source of this 1695-nucleotide messenger RNA. Its product is annotated as glutathione S-transferase 2-like. The record is from RefSeq and is a predicted model, not a curated record. Gene Ontology annotation, molecular function: glutathione transferase activity. The transcript has 5 exons. Bases 175 to 789 code for a protein of 204 amino acids. Gene Ontology annotation, biological process: glutathione metabolic process. Lineage: Eukaryota; Metazoa; Arthropoda; Insecta; Lepidoptera; Pieridae.
UUUUGUGAUAGUAGCCAUUAGUUUAUGUUUAAUUGAUUUGAAUUUUAAUUAGGUACCUACCUACUAACCUACUUAAGUUAUUUAGUUUUAACACUUCCGCCUUGGUGUGUCGGUCGGUGUUCUUCUGUUAUUAGAGUAAAAGUUGAAACAAAUCUUUUAAUAUUUUUUUUAAGGAUGCCGAAAAUAGUUUUCCACUACUUCCCUCUGAAGGCUCUUGGUGAGUCCACCCGUUUACUGUUGACAUAUGGCGGGGAAGAGUUUGAAGAUAACAGGGUUCCUUUUGAGCAAUGGCCAGCUUUCAAGCCAUCGACUCCGUUCGGGCAGAUGCCCGUUUUGGAGAUAGACGGCAAGAAAUAUGCACAGAGCUUGGCCACGGGCAGAUACCUGGGUCACAAAUACGGACUUGCCGGUGCUAACAUCGAGGAGGACUUUGAAAUCGACCAGAACAUCGAGUUUGUCAAUGAUAUUCGUGCAAAGUCAGCUUUGGUUCAAUACGAGCCAGACGCAGCUGUGAAAGCCAAGAAACACGAAGAACACUCCAAGAAUUUGUACCCGUUCCUGUUGGAGCGUCUCGAUCAGAUGAUCAAGAGUAACAACGGCCAUAUUGCACUCGGCAAGUUGACCUGGGCAGACUUUGUCUUCGCCGGAAUGUUCGACUACUUGAAGAUGAUGCUGCAGAUGCCAGACCUGGAGACCAAGUACCCCAGUUUCAAGCAGGUGGUUGACAACGUGUACUCGUUGCCCAAGGUCAAGGAGUUCAGCGACAAGGCGCCCAAAACUGACGUCUAGCCUACUAAAAUGUCAAAGAAGAAAAUCUUCAAAGAAGCUUUGAUCUUAAUUUGUCUCUUAAUAUUAUUUCUUCACUACGAUGAUGACGUCACAAAAUACAUUCUCCGUCUCUCGUAUGCAUUUUGUUUUUCAGAUACUGUAUUUAGGUGAUGUUAGCGAUGUGUGAAUAUAGGACUUAAUGCACAAUCUAAACUAAUAAGUUUAAAGAUAAUUUUAUUGGUGAGAAUUAUUAGAAUGGGCUAAAAAUAGGGCUCCUAGCUCUGGCGUGGGGCGCGAGGGGUGUUAUAUUACACAUACACUUGACAUGCAGAUGUUUAAACGCUACAGGAGUGACCUACCCGCGUGGGCGAAAAAGCAAAGUAAUCGGUACCUAAAUACCAGCUAAAAAAGUAGCUAAUAUGUGAAGCCAAAAUUAAAUUAAACGACGGGUAAUUUUUUGUUUCUCCUUAAUAAUUUAAAUCAAUUGGAUGUAAAUUUUGUAAAGAUUUUGUACAAAGGAAUGUGUCUCCUGUUGAAAAAAUUAUUAGAUAUUCUCUAAAAAAAUUUUCACUUCUGACUUUUAUGUCUUGAUUUUACACACCGUUGCAUAUCCGUACAAACAGCUUAAACUCAUGUUGUUUGAAGUUAAGUUUAAUUGUUACUAUAUUGGAAAGUAUAUCACAGUUCUAUUAAAUAUUGUCCUUAUUAUAUAAAAAUUCCUGGUGAAGUACCAUCGGUAUAAUUGGAACCUUUUGGUUGGUUCACUUGUAAUUCUGCGCCACGAGGAGGUGACCACUUACCAGCCACAAAGGUUUCUCAUACAAGAAUAUAUUAUAUGGUUAACAUAGAAUUAUUUUUAUAUUAAAAAAGCACAUAGUAUUUUUAUAUAAUAGUUAUGAUCUUAAAUAAAUAACAUUAGUAUGAAAA